ACCGCGGGGGACCCGCCGCCCGCCCGCGAGCUGGUGCGGCCCUCGGUGACGGAGCUGUCCCAAGUGAGGACCAACAUCCUGUGCACCGUGCCCGGCUGCGGCAAGGUGCUGCCCAACAGCCCGGCUCUCAACAUGCACCUCAGCAAGGCCCACCGGCUCCAGGAUGGAAAGUUUAAUGCACCGAUAAGGAAGGGUUUGAAAACUCCACAGAAAUUCUACUGCUGUCCUAUUGAAGGCUGCCCCAGAGGACCAAACAGACCAUUUUCCCAAUUUUCUCUUGUAAAACAGCACUUUAUGAAGAUGCACGCUGAAAAGAAGCACAAAUGUGACAAAUGUAGUAACUCCUAUGGUACGGAAUGGUAUUUGAAGCGGCAUAUAGAGGACUGUGGCAAGACUUUCCGGUGUACUUGUGGGUGUCCCUAUGCCAGCAGACCAGCUUUACUGUCUCAUAUUUACAGAACGGGACAUGAAAUUCCUGCGGAACACAGGGAUCCUCCUAGUAAGAAAAGGAAAAUGGAAACCUCUGUACAUAAUCAGCAGUUGUCAGAGAAAGCAAAUAAAGCAUUCAUGGAUACACACAGUAAUAACCCUGGGACUCAGGAGCUGGAAUCAUCUGAAGUGAAACUAGUGGCAUCUUUUGAAGGUUCCUGCAAUUCUAACUUCACAAAGCAAGUGCACCCAAAAUGUACACCGAAGAUGCUUUUGCCAAAGCCCAGGGUGGCUUUGGUUAAACUUCCAGUGAUGCAGCUUGCUCACUUGCCUGUGUAUGUAUCUGCAGCAGAUUCUUCUGUCAAGCCUGUUGUAGUGGCUGUUGAUAAUCAAGGUUCAGUUGUAAGUACUGUUCAUUUAUUGCCUCAAUCUGUGGGAAUUCUGAUUCCAGCACUGGAGGCGGAAACACUUGUAUUUAAAGAUACUAUGCCAGUUUCAAAAGUGACAAACUCUGGUGAUAACGAAGCAGUAAGUACUGGUGUACAAGUUGACUUGGAUAAGGUUGCAUCAAAUAGCCCAGGACAAGAGCUGGGGAAUGUUUGUCACAAGAAUAAAAUUUCUUCAAUAAAUGUACAGACUGACUUAUCUUAUAUUUCUCCAAAUUUUGUACCAGCUGCAGCCUGGACUCCCGAUUCUUCUGUAUCUUCUUGUUCUCAGACAGAUCUGUCGUUUAGUUCACAGGUUUCAUUACCCAUCAGUGUACAGACACAGACAUUACUGCCUGCUUCCAAACUGACUUCGUCCAUAGCUGCUCAGACUGAUGAUUUUAGUCAGGCUUGUUUUCCAACGUGUGGCAUUUCUAGAGAGACUCAAACCAGUAGGACGCAGGAUUCUAUCGAUGGACGAGUGCAAAUGGACCAGGCUGUAAUGUGCAGUGACAUCUUUGAAAAUGUUCAUUCAUCAUAUAAUGGUUCUACUCAAAUUGAACUUCCAGAAAAUAACUUAAUGGCUACAAAUAUAGAUCAAACCUUGCUGCAGAGGAGUAAUUGCAAGAGCCUCAAUCAAGACACAGUGAAGUCUGAAUCUCUUAUUGGCUUCAGUAGCCAGGCUAAUAUUCUUCCACCUCAAAAUACGAUGGAUAAUCAAACUCAGACAAUGGACUUGCUAAGUGAUCUGGAAAAUAUCUUUUCAGGAAACAUGUCUGGCCAGACACUGGAUAAUCGUGGCCUUUUGUCUGAGACUAGUUCUAAUGCUGACACACAUCUGCCAUCUGGUUCAUCGCAGAGCACUGGAAUAGACUUUGACAUUGAAGAGUUCUUUUCAGCGUCCAAUAUCCAAACUCAGACUGAAGAGAGUGAGCUUGGUACCCUACCCUCCGAGCCAGUUUUGGAGUCACUAGAUAUUGAAACUCAAACUGAUUUCUUAUUCUCAGAUAGUGCCACUCAAUCAUACAGCUGCAGAGGAAAUUCUAACUUCUUAGGUUUGGAGAUGUUUGAUACACAGACGCAAACAGACUUGAAUUUCUUUUUGGACAGCAAUACCCAUCUGCCUUUAGGAAGUAUUCUGAAGCAGUCUAGUUUCUCCAUGAGCACUGACUCCUCAGAUACAGAAACCCAGACAGAAGUAUAUCCUGCCACUAAAAACGUACCCAACCAGAGCAUAGAAAGCAAAGUCCAGCUCAGUAGUGCUGAAACACAGACUAUGGAUAGCUGCUUUGAGAAUCUUGGGAAUUUAUUCCUUACCAGCAACGAGACACAGACAGCAAUGGAUGACUUUCUUCUGGCUGACUUAGCCUGGAAUACAAUGGAGUCCCAGUUCAGUUCAGUAGAGACACAGACCUGUGAAGAGCUGUGCUCCUUGUUUCAGAGCUCUGACAAGCCCAGUCAUUGAGUACUGUGUGACAGAACUGUUUCCUGUGGUUUGAAAUUAAGUUAUUGGGGUGGGAGAGAUGCAUCGACCAAGUAACCCAUUUCGCAUUGUUGAAUGUAGUUACUGUGUGCGGUUGGCCUAAAAGACUUUUCAUGCUGAAGUUUGACUCUGAUUUGAUUUUCAAGGCUCUGACUCUAUUGUAAGUAUUGGUCAGUAGUGACUUACUAUUUUGCUCAUUCUCUCCUCUGUGUCCUCCACUGCCAUUUGAGCUGCUAUAUGAAAAGUAACAUCAGGUUGUCCACAACCUUUCAGCACAAACUUUUAUCUGGAAGUGAUACUAAUACUACUUGUGCUUGCUCUUUGCAUUUCCUGCUUAAUUAAGUUACGCUGCCAUUGCUGGCUCUUGAUCUGGAUGUCUGUGUAAAUACUAUUCUAAAACUGAAUUAGUAGUUUAAUUAGUCUAAUUAGUGGUAGACUUGUGUGUUUCUUUUGUAUUUAAGAAGAAAGUCUGAGAUAUGCCACUGUCUUUUAACCACUGCUUCAGCAAGUCCAGUAUUUUGUCUCUGGGAAAGAUAGUGCUCCACUAACCUGCAGAGUCUGACAAAUUGCUGCGGUUGGUCAGGCUAUUUCCAAAUUCUUCAUGGUCCAUCAUGGUGUCAGAAAAAAAACCAAACACCUUCCUCCUGCAUUUAGUUUACUGUAAUUUCAAUCUUGCUGAGACUACAGCAUUCUGCUAAGAACUGGUCGGGAAAGGUGAAUUUGUUAGCUAUGCUAUCCAAUUUGUUUUAAACAAUUUCAAAAUAUCAGUGUCUUAGUUUUCUUCAGAUAGCUGAGGAUAAUCAUAAGUCACAGUUAUCUUUGCAGAAUUUAGUUUUGUGCUGUUUAAGAAGAAUACAGUUGUGUGUACAUUAAGUUCCAUGCUUGAAUUCUUCAGUGCAGCUUCUCUGGAAAGAAAAAAAGAUAAAUUUUACACCUGUGUUUGGUCAACUGAUGGCUGUAAUCCCCCACUGGCUGUUAGUGUGCGUGAGUGGGCAAAACUGAGCAGAUGUACUUGAAACUUUUGGCUUCUGGGAGAGCACUGACUGUUAGAAAAGUUAACUGUGUUCCAAGAAAACGUAGGACACACAUUCUAAGAAAAGCACAAAACAGCCUCAGAAAAAGAGAAAAAAAAUAGAGUUCUGUCUUACAUCAUGUCUUGUUGCCUUACAUGUUUGUUUGUAUGACAGUAAAUAGAGUUUCUUCUACUUUUUGGAGUUAGGCUUAUGUCCGUUUCCACUACCAUGGCUGUAUAUGCUUGUUUCUGCUUUGGGAAUGGAGGGAGUCCUCCUCUGGCUCUUAAAGGCAGCCUAAGAGAUCUUGCUAGUUUAAAGUACUAAUGCUCCAGAAUCUAGCUAUGUGAAACUGUUUGUGUCUGGAAACUUCUCCCUUCCAAAGGAUGUGAAAUCUUAAGGAAAAAGAUGUGUGCAGCUAUUUAACUUUAAAAGCUGUAAAAAACUCCAGUUUUAAACAGUUCAGGGUCUGUAACUUAAUGCAUGUAACUAACAAUCCUUUCCAUGUUUUAUUUCAAGACUCACUUUCACAUCUUUUCUCAAUUGAAAGAAAGCAAAAGGUUAAAUUUCCUUGUUAGCCAUAUACCUUGAGAGUGCAGAGGCAACAGAACAAAGGAAGGUGACUGCCUUCCACUGUUUUAAGUCUUUACUGUGGUAGCACACCUUCACGUGCAGAGACAGAUGCAAACUGAUCUUUCUGUGUGGCUGGGUAAGAGAUGUAGGCAUUGGCAGGGUUGGGAUCUUAGGGUCUUCAGGGCUUUUUGGUUUGAUUUUGACUUUUUUUUUUAAUAACCUUUCAAAUGUGGGAUAAGUAAGAUCAAUAGAACCAUACUGAAUCAAUGUAAGGUGCUAAAUUUGCAAAAUGUUACUGAAAUGACAACUCAGAGGUGAACCAAACUUACUUGCCUUUAUUAUCAGUUUGCACAGCUUCCUUUUGGCUACUUUUGACAUUUUUCUUUCUUUCUUUUUUUACCAUCAUCUCAAUGUACAAUUUACAGUUCCAAAUACAUUCACACCAAAAUAUUUCUAAUGUUGUGAGCUUUUUCAUUCCUCUUUGGUUGAAGGUGCUGCUAUGCUUGUGUUCAAAAUAGAUCUACUGUGAACAGACCUCCGUAACAAUUCCGCUUGAACACUAUGAGGAUAGGGUUGUUGAACAGCAAGCUGCUUCAAUGCAUGGUGCAAACGUGCAUCUUCUGUUCCUUUUGUUGUGGUGGGUCUUGAUUUGAUUUGUUGUUUCUUUCUGUGGUUCACGUGAAUCAAAAUGGGUGCUAAAAGGAUUUACUGGUUAGAGCAUGACUGCAUUUUCUUGUUUAAAGUGCCAUUGCUGUGCAGUGAACAGCAUCAAGGAACUACAUUGUUCAGUUCUGCGUUGCCAUGCAGUCAGGUUGAUGUUUGUCUUCAUGUGUGUGACUCUUCCUCUUUACUGAAAACGUCAUCAGACAGCCUGAAACAGUGCAAAUCUCUGACUGAGCUGCAGAUCUCUAGUUAAAAGAAGUCCUUCACUUCUGACUCUUUCUCAUGUGCUGGUUUUUCAGGAGUAUCUUCAGUGUAACUAGCAGUGGAAUAUGAUGGGUGGCUUGUGAUGAAGUAAGCCCUGCUGUAGCCAUUUCACAGUGAGGAAUGCUUUACAUGCAUGCUUCAGGCACUUGCAGAGCUAGAUUGACAGUACUCUAUUUUACAGAUAUUUGCAAGUGCAUUUAUGGUAAAAAUAAAGCUAGGUAUGAAAGUAGCCAUAUUUUUUCAACUUACAGAAUUCAAAACCUGAUAUUGAUCUAGUUUAAACUUGUAACUAUUUAGAAUGAUGAGUAAUGCAUCUCAUGGUUGAGCCUUUCCCAAAGCAUGUGUGAGUUAAUAAAGCUGAGCAAUGUCCUGAAAAUACUCUCAUCACUGGUGGGAUCUAGCAGGCAAAUCUGGUUUUCAAAGGUUGUUCAUGUUUGAUUCUUGCUAUGUAAGCCAAUAAACUUGCAAUAAGCAGAGAAAAGCAAGUAUUUGUUUCUGAUACCUGUUUUACAGUCCCAAAGAAGGAAUGUUGUCCUAACAAUUGUGAAACAUUUAAGUAUAUCAAUGCAUGCAGCAAAAAAACAAAAAACAAAAAAAACUCUGCCAAAAUACUGAUUCGUAUUUCCUUAUGUUGGAAACUGAACUGUUACACAGAGCUACUAGUAAGUUAUUCACACAAGUAUUGAAACCUUGUGUUCACAGGUGAAGCACUUAUUUAGUCCUGUAAAUUAUACAUAUUUUGGAAUAAAGUGAAUUUCAAUCAAUUUUUGCCUUUUGUUUUCUGCUGUGAUCUUCUGUAGAGGCACGAGUAGGGCAUGCAGUGCCUGUUAGUAAGUACCACCCAUUGCUCUGCAACAUCUUAUCUUUGGAAAGCCAGCUCUCUUUUGAAUUGGUAGUUUUUGUGACUUACAGCAAUCUUACAAUGUCAGUCCUUCAUCUCCAGAGGCAGGAAAAAUUUAAGUUUUCCUGUGUUUUUCUACUUCUCAAUGAAUCCUGGGCACUUAAAACAUACAACACAAAUGUAAUCAGAAGAUGCUGCAUUUUUAUGAAUCUGAAACAACCAUCAGGGAGGUUCUUUCCUUUAAGUGAGCCUUUGCUUAGAGGUUUUGUGCCAAACUGGGUGUAUGUAGCUUGGGCUGGAUUCUUUUGACCAGCAGCAUUUGGGCUGGAGGAGUGGUGCUCCAUCUCCUUAAUGUGUGCAAAAUUCAAUCUGCCUUUAAUCAUCUUGUACACACGAGGAGCACCUCUGCAGCAGUUUCUGCUCCCUGGUAAGUCUUUUUUUCCACAAGAGGCUCUUGGGCCAGGAGGAUUACUUGGUGUUUUUCAGCACUCUUACCUAAACCUGUAAUUUUCAAGAGUCCUAAGCAGAAAUUAACUAUGUUCUGAUGAUUAGCUUUCAGAAUAUCCUACAAUAAAAUUACAGUCCUUUUUAUUAGCUUAUACUAUUUUGCUAUAUAUUUUAAUGCAUAGAGUAACUUUUAAUACCAUUAAAAUUUAAAAAGCUAGACUAGAUUGAGUAGGAGCGUGGAUGAUAGUUGUCCCUUUCCCCUCCUGGAUAAGCCCUGUGCUUAGUAAUAAUGAUCCAAACCUUUUCUGUUAUUUGGAAAAUACAGAAUGCUGAUUUCUGCUCUUAUAUAUCUUGUCAACUCGCAUAUUAGUUCAGAGAAGAUGAAUGAGCACACACUCUGUGAUGGAAAGCUCAGCUGUACUAUUACAGUGGCUGCAGUCACUACUGAAACACUCUGUGGUGUUCCAUGCUGCUGCUUUCAGUGCUAUUACAUGCUGAGGUCACUAUUUGCACAAUGCAGCUUUCAGUUGUAGUGGUAGCAAAGGAUGGAAGGUAUUUCCUGCAGGCUGGAUGCAUUUCUCUUUAGAGCAUUUAAAGUUAUCUUUGAAAGAAUCAGAUGCAUAAGGUACUGACUGUCCUUGCUGAAGUUACAGGCUAUUCCUGUUGCAGGAAUGAGACACUGGUGAGUUUGGUGGUGUUAUUUCAGGCUUAUUAUUCAGUCGGAGCAGAUCUGCCCUACAGACAGCAGUCAGACACUUCAAACAGACCAUUCUUGUGAAGCUUUCAAAGCUGUCGAGAUGGUCUGGAAGGCAGGACAGACUCUGAAGCUUGAAAGGAAGAUUAUGGCUGUUUAGAAAUCAGGGAAGCUCCACCCGUUUUUAAAAUGCUUUCUUGUUUGGUGUUGAUGAGAAUUUACUGUUAUUCCUUCCAUUGGUGGUGAAAGCACUGCUGAUCAGUUUGCAUGUAGAUUCUGAGUUUCCUUUGCCUCAAGAAAUUGUAUCUGCGCAAGCUGACUGCAUUCCAUCAAAACAAUUGAAGGGAGAGGCAAGUUUUCUUUCUGGCUCCAGGAUUUGAUAUGUCCUGUGGAAUUGGUCCUUGAGAGGUUUGGACAUAAAAAUAAAGUGUUGAUUUAACUUUCA
Molecule: messenger RNA, 7274 nt
Organism: Centrocercus urophasianus (Greater sage-grouse)
Lineage: Eukaryota; Metazoa; Chordata; Aves; Galliformes; Phasianidae
Gene: ATMIN
Product: ATM interactor
Exons: 5
Coding region: 133-2319 (728 amino acids)
Biological process (GO): regulation of transcription by RNA polymerase II
Cellular component (GO): nucleus
Molecular function (GO): DNA-binding transcription factor activity, RNA polymerase II-specific; transcription cis-regulatory region binding
Source: RefSeq, a predicted model, not a curated record